UUCGGAAACACCUGCUAUUGCAAUUCCGUUAUUCAAGCGCUGUACUUUUGUCGACCAUUCCGGGAAAAGAUAUUGCAGUAUAAACAACAGUUAAAGAAAUCAGGAAGUCAAAAAGAAAAUCUUGUUACUUGUCUUGCUGAUUUGUUUCACAAUAUUGCUACACAAAAACGUCGUGUAGGGACUAUAGCUCCAAAGCGGUUCAUAACUAAGUUGAAAAAGGAAAAUGAGCUAUUCGACAAUUAUAUGCAACAGGAUGCCCACGAGUUCUUGAACUAUCUACUUAAUACAGUCUCAGAGACCCUGAUUGAGGAAAAGAAUGCCGAACGUGACCGUAUGCUAAGGAACGGAACUCUUCGUAAAGGGACCUUGAAUACUGAGAGAGGACGCGAUGAAACUGGCGGUACUUCUUCGAAAGUGGACACAACAUGGAUACAUGAAAUCUUCCAAGGCACUUUGACGAAUGAAACACGUUGUCUGUGCUGUGAAACGGUUUCAAGCAAGGAUGAAGAUUUUCUCGAUUUGUCUGUGGACAUAGAUCAGAAUGCUUCCAUCACCCACUGCUUACGAGUGUUCAGCGAGACAGAAACGUUGUGCGGAGACCAGAAGUACUUUUGUGAAACGUGUUCAUCGAAGCAAGAGGCCCAAAAACGUAUGCGCAUCAAGCGGCUACCCCACAUGCUGGCAUUGCAUUUGAAGAGGUUCAAAUAUAUGGACCAAUUAAGCCGCUACACGAAACUUUCAUAUCGUGUCUUGUUCCCACUGGAAUUGCGUCUGUUCAAUGUGAGCGAUGACGCCUCGAAUGGUGAUCGUCUUUAUGAUCUAGUUGCUGCGGUCGUUCACUGUGGAGCUACUCCAAAUCGUGGCCAUUAUAUCACCAUUGUCAAGAGCAACUCAUUUUGGUUAUUAUUCGACGAUGACAUUGUGGAUAAAAUGGAUAUAUCAUCUAUGGAGGACUUUUUCGGAUUGUCCGAUGGAGGAUUACAGAAGAACUCGGAAUCAGCUUAUAUUCUGUUCUAUCAAGCUCGAGAUUGCCCAGAUCUACUGAAAUCGAACGGAUCCGCCUUCUCUAAUCAUGCUUCAAUAUAA
Molecule: messenger RNA, 1086 nt
Organism: Haemonchus placei
Lineage: Eukaryota; Metazoa; Nematoda; Chromadorea; Rhabditida; Trichostrongylidae
Source: the annotation of a GenBank genome assembly